AUUGUGAGCUCGAUGGGUCGUCAUGAGUUGCCAACCGACACAUAAAAUCCACAGAAGAAGAAGUAAUCAUGAGUUUUUGCUAUUAGUACAUAAAAAAAGAUUGUGCUUAUUUGUACAUAGUUAAUGAGAGACUGGGUUGAAUCGAAUGCUCUGCUCUAUAUUGUGACGUUUCAUUGAUAACGACCUAUUGGAGAAGCAGUUAUGGCCAUCUUCUUGUACUGUCUUUGGCAAUAUGGCGAAACUACCACCUAUCCUAUCAGAAAUUGGAACUAUUACCAUAUUGCUUACACUUGUCAAAUCUCCACAAAUGUGUAGGUUCUAGGGUUAGAUUUGGGAUUAGCCCUCUAUUUCCGCGCCCAGUCCCAACGCUCUUCCGGGUUUGAACUGAAAGGUCAAGACGCUUGGCAAUAAAUGUUCAAAUACGUCCAAAGUUGCCUAGUCAGAGGAGGAUGGAGCCUAUAAUGAGAUUACAGUAGUUUAAGGACAAUUUGAGAUUUUGUUAUCUUGGCUUUACACAAAAAUCGAACUAAGUUUUCAGACAACUGUCAAACAUUCAGAAACGCUUAUCUCUGCUAGAGUUCGCUAGCUAGCUAGCUGGUGAGUGGCUAGUUUAGCAGAAGUGAACUAUCUUGAAGAAAACAAUGGAGAGCAAGGACAAAGUACAAAUGAGGACUCACCCACGCAGGCAGUUAAAGAAGCUCAGUGAAGACAGUUUAACCAAGCAGCCAGAAGAAGUCUUCGAUGUGCUGGAGAAACUUGGCGAAGGGUCCUAUGGCAGCGUCUUUAAGGCCAACUACAAAGAGACGGGGGAGAUUGUGGCCAUCAAACAGGUCCCUGUGGAGUCCGACCUGCAGGAGAUCAUCAAAGAGAUCUCCAUCAUGCAGCAGUGUAACAGUCCCCAUGUUGUGAAGUACUAUGGCAGUUAUUUUAAGAACAGCGACCUGUGGAUUGUAAUGGAGUACUGCGGAGCUGGCUCGGUCUCUGACAUAAUUCGUCUACGCAACAAAACGCUAACAGAGGAUGAGAUCGCCACCAUAGUGCAGUCCACUUUGAAGGGACUGGAGUACCUGCAUUUUAUGAGGAAGAUCCACAGAGACAUCAAGGCAGGGAACAUCCUGCUCAAUGCAGAGGGCCAGGCCAAGCUGGCUGACUUUGGGGUAGCGGGACAGCUGACGGAUACCAUGGCCAAGCGGAACACAGUGAUUGGCACUCCUUUCUGGAUGGCCCCCGAGGUGAUACAAGAGAUUGGGUAUAAUUGUGUGGCAGACAUCUGGUCCCUGGGCAUCACAGCCAUAGAGAUGGCAGAGGGAAAGCCUCCCUACGCAGACAUCCACCCUAUGAGGGCCAUAUUUAUGAUUCCUACCAAUCCUCCACCGACUUUCCGAAACCCAGACUUGUGGUCGGAGCUCUUCCGAGACUUUGUCAUCCAGUGCCUGGUGAAGAACCCAGAGAACAGAGCCACUGCCACACAGCUUCUACAGCAUCGGUUCAUUAAGGCUGCUAAGCCCAGCAGCAUCCUCAGAGCUCUGAUCACAGAUGCCAUGGAGAUCAAACUGAAGAAAGUGGAGGCCGAGCAGAGCGAACAGGACCAAGAGGACGAAGACAACUCGGACGAAGACGAGGUGGACCAGGGCACGAUGGUGAGAGCGGGCAUGGGUGACAUGGGCACCAUCCGGGAGGCGGGCUCGUUAGGGGACACAGCGAGGACAAUGAUAGAGUACAGCGACACGGACACCAUGGUGUCUCAGCUGGGCACCAUGGUGAUCAACUCGGACGAUGAUGAGGAGGCCGGCACCAUGAAACGCCUAGGGAGAGAUGAGACCAUGCAGCCCGCCAAGCCGUCCUUCCUGGAGUACUUUGAGCAGAAGGAGAAGGAGGCCAACUGUCACAACAGCAGUGGAGGAGACCCAGAACACAAUGCUGACAACCGCAAACUGCCUGCAGAGGGAGACCUAGAACUGAUGCGAACAUGGAGCGUGGAGGAGCUUAGGUUACGGCUGGCCUCCCUGGACCCCCAGAUGGAGCAGGAGAUCGAGGAGAUCCGCCAGCUCUACCAGGCCAAGCGCCAGCCCAUCCUGGACGCCAUCGAGGCAAAGAAGCGACGCCAGCAGAACUUCUGAGACAGUUUGGCGUUUGACCCUCAAACCUCUUAGGUGGGCUCUUGGUCCUACACACUGGACAGAUUACUUCUGUUCAUUGCUUUGGACCCUACUUCAUUGCAGUUAUUGUAUUUUUCUUUAAAGGGAAACCACUUAGUGCUGCCAAGCAUGCACCUUUUUAUGUCUUAACUUAUUGUGUUAAUUGUUUAGGGCACUUCAGACCUCUCAAGUAUUCUUUUAUCUGUCGUGGGACAUUUGUCUUCCACUGUUGGUACUCUUGAAUCAACUGUGUAGCAUUGCUAAUUGGAGCAACAAGAUCACUUUUAUACCAUACAGUCAAACACUAUAAUUUGGUGUGUUUUUCUGUUUUUACCACUUUUGUGAAACUUGGUACUUAUUCCUUAAUUAGUUUUUUAGUUCCACAUACUAGCCUAUUCAUUUUGCAGCACAGUACAAUAUCCAGCCAAAGGGAAGUUCAAUUUACGGUAGCACUUUUUAAUAACUCCAUGUAAUAAAGCAUUUAUAAUGGAUUAGUAAAUAGUUUAUUAAUUGAUUAAUUAUUACUCCAUUCAUAAGAUGUUUAAUGUAGGUCCUUAUAAACCAACAUUUUUGUGCGACCUCAUCUAAAGUGUGGGAUAUUUAUACUUUAUAAAUACAGUUUUACUUGUAAAUAUGUUCUAGGAUAUUUUGAGACCUUAAGGAGCAUCAGGUACUGCUAGAAUGUCUACCAAUGGCAUGUCCAUCUUUUUGUGAGAAAUUACACUGGUCACUCAACAUUUAUAAAGUAUUUAUAAAUAGCCCACACUUUAGAUGAGGCCACACAAAAAUAGUAAACUAAUGAUUAUAAAAUGGUUAUAAGGAACUAUACUGUACAAAAUAUAAACGCAACAAUUUCAACGAUUUUACAGAGUUACAGUUCAUAUAAAGGAAUCAGUCAAUUGAAAUCA
This is a messenger RNA of Coregonus clupeaformis (lake whitefish), 3046 nucleotides long. Its product is annotated as serine/threonine-protein kinase 4-like. The transcript has 11 exons. The record is from RefSeq and is a predicted model, not a curated record. Gene Ontology annotation, cellular component: cytoplasm. Gene Ontology annotation, molecular function: protein serine/threonine kinase activity; ATP binding. Gene Ontology annotation, biological process: protein phosphorylation; intracellular signal transduction; regulation of MAPK cascade. Lineage: Eukaryota; Metazoa; Chordata; Actinopteri; Salmoniformes; Salmonidae. The coding region runs from base 642 to 2120 and encodes 492 amino acids.